Molecule: messenger RNA, 1069 nt
Organism: Engraulis encrasicolus (European anchovy)
Lineage: Eukaryota; Metazoa; Chordata; Actinopteri; Clupeiformes; Engraulidae
Product: mpv17-like protein
Exons: 4
Coding region: 376-1032 (218 amino acids)
Biological process (GO): mitochondrial ribosome assembly; cellular response to reactive oxygen species
Cellular component (GO): cytoplasm; membrane; mitochondrion
Source: RefSeq, a predicted model, not a curated record
CUGGCCUCAGCCUCGCCUCUCUGUCAAAGAUGGUCGGUGAUGCCACCUGACUGAGGGUCUUUUCAGUGCAACCAUACAGCGGUUGACAUUUCGUGUUUUACACACACGUUCAUCGUUCGCUUGUGUUGAUAGGCUAUGGAAUCCCAAAUGCGGGGAGCACGAAGGUAAAAGACUGCGUUUUUAGGUGAAUACACUCGACUAUGCGAAUAGACAGAAGCUCGACACGGAAAUUGCAUGGCGAUCUUUCCCGGCAUUAAUAUAUAUUUUUAAUCUGAGAGGUCAUCCAGGCAGCCGGUUGUAAAACAACAGAACGCUGAUUGAGAACGUCCCACUGUUCAGCAGCACGAUAGGCUCCUCGUAUGCAUAUUAUGUAUAAUGAUAAAGGUCAUCUUAAAACAAGUGAAACGUUUUCCGUGGAUAACUAACGUAACCCUAUACGGCAGUUUAUUUGCCGGUGGAGAUGUCGUCCAUCAAUGGUUAUCGGGAAAGGAAAAUAUGGACUGGCAACACACCAGAAAUGUAGCAGUGGUGGCAUUCACGUUUCACGGUAAUUUUAAUUUCGUCUGGAUGAGGCUUUUGGAACGCCAGUUUCCCGGCAGCUCAGUGAGGAUGGUAGUACGAAAACUUCUAUUGGACCAGACCUUGGCGGCGCCACUGGUUACAAGCGUAUUCUACACUGGUGUUAGUUUUCUCGAAGGAAAAGACGAUAUUUUCCAAGACUGGAGGCAGAAGUUCUUCAAUACUUACCGGACUGGCUUGAUGUACUGGCCAUUUGUACAGUUCCUCAACUUUGCGUUGGUGCCCCUGUAUGUGCGUACGGCGUUCACGGGCUGCUGUGCUUUCGUGUGGGCCGUCUUCCUCUGCUUCUCACAGCAGAGCGGGGACGGGACGGCCAUGGCGGCCCUCGCCUGGAUGCGGCGCCCUGCACCAGCCUCUGGGACAGACAUAUCAGCACCAGCCUCUGGGACAGACAUCUCAGCACCAGCCUCUGGGACAGACAUCUCAGCACCAAGCGCACAAGACAAGAAGUGAACACGGAGAUGGAUGCAUAAAAAGAAAUGGAAUCUCA